AUGGUAUCAAUGCGACUAUUGAUGAAUAGUCUACGAAAGAGGAAGCUACUCGUGGCUAUCCAAGUGGUAGUGUUGUUUCUUAUUUUCAGCCACUCUUUUGGUACUGAUUAUUUGAUACCAUACAACAGCAACACAGAAUAUGCAUCUUCUGCCGCGCGUGUCCAGCCGAUGCAGCUGCCUGAUCCAGUUGCUAAAAAGACUCUUAUCGGAAACGUGUUGAGGGCUGCCCUAGACGCUAAGCCAUCGCCAUUUAAGCUAGAUAGAGAUGCUUUGAAGACCAGCAGUUGCCCAAAGAAAGGUGAUGUCUCAUCGGGAGGUAUUGACCAAUUCCACUGGACGUCCGCAAAGAACCUGAAGGCGUGCUUGAACCUGGAUGAUUACGCCAUCAAAACAUUGUCUGAAGCCCACUCAAGGUACAUGAAGACUCUCUUUAACGAUAAAGGUGAGUUUGCCAUCUCAAAAUCCGACUUUAAGAAGCUGUAUCCUAAUGAGAAAGGUAUAGUCACGCUUGGUGGAGGUAGAUAUACUAUCCUGGCCAUGCUAAUGAUCGAAACUGUGAGACGCCAUGGAUCUACACUACCAGUUGAAGUGAUGUUCCCGCCUGAAGACGAAGGUGAAUUUGAUUUCUGUAACAAUUGGCUACCAAAACACAACGGUAGGUGUGUUAUGAUGAGUCAAGAAGUCCCAUUUGAAAUUCUCCAAAAGGACAAAGAGGUUAGAUUCAAGAGUUACCAGAUUAAGUCAUUGGCCCUGCUCUUAACAUCUUUUAAGCAGUUUGUGUUCAUCGAUGCCGACAACAACGCCAUGAAGAACAUAGAUCACAUCUUCGAUACCGAGGCAUUCAAGACCCACGGUUUGAUUUUAUGGCCUGAUUUGUGGAAGAGGUUCACCAAUCCAGGCUUCUACGAUAUUGCCGGUGUAAAGUAUGACUUGGGUAAGAGAGUAAGAAACGUUAACGACGAUGCAUCCCCUCCAGAAACCUAUGAUCCUAACCAUUCCAUCUAUACUACACACGACCUAAAGCAAAGAGAAGAAAUCGCAAAACACUUAUAUGAGGAUGUAUCCCUUGCCGACCUGGAUGGUACAAUAGCUGAUACCACCACAGAGUCUGGACAGAUGAUGGUUGACAACAAGAAGCAUUUGUCAACUCUAUUGUUGGCCCUUUAUUAUAACAUUUAUGGCCCUGAUCUUUACUAUUACAUGAUGUCAAUGGGGACUGCUGGUGAGGGUGACAAAGAGACAUUUAUUUCUGCUGCUCAUGUACUACAUCUUCCAUAUUACCAAGUCAAAACUAACAUAGGCUUCGAUGGAUAUGUUAACGAUGUUGAUAAUCAAUUCAAAGGUGUUGGCUUGAUGCAAACAGAUUUUGAACAAGAUUACCAAAGACACAAGCAAGUAUUAAAGGAGUUGGCCACUGAAAAACCAUUAGAACCUGUGAAGUACCAACUUCCAAAUCAUUUCCAAGAUAAAAUGAAGAAUCCAGAUGGAACUUCCUUGGAUAUAAUGUUUUUGCAUGCCAGUUUCCACAAGUUCGAUCCUGCUGACCUGGCAAAAUCGAAGCAAUACUUCAAGCAAAACGGGGAGCAAGUCCGUGGUUAUAAUAGAAUCGAUGCGUACAAAAACUUCGAUUUUGAGUUAUUUAGCUUCAAGAAAUUGUACGAUAACCUUUGUACCUCUGAUCACAUAUCUUUUAAAUCAUUGAAGAAACAUGAGGGCACGGAAUUCUGGACUUCUAUGUGCAGUUACUUCAAACAAAGGGUUGACUUUUUAACUAAAACUAAGCCUGCCAAUGCAUUCAUAUGA
This is a messenger RNA of Nakaseomyces glabratus, 1803 nucleotides long. RefSeq names its product alpha-1,2-mannosyltransferase MNN5 (gene MNN5). Gene Ontology annotation, biological process: mannan biosynthetic process. Gene Ontology annotation, cellular component: Golgi apparatus. Gene Ontology annotation, molecular function: alpha-1,2-mannosyltransferase activity. The record is from RefSeq and is a predicted model, not a curated record. NCBI's taxonomy places the organism in Eukaryota, Fungi, Ascomycota, Saccharomycetes, Saccharomycetales, Saccharomycetaceae.